AUGGGUAGGCGAUGGAAAGGGGAGUAUUUAGUUAAAGAGGGUUAUAGGAUGGCUAUGCAGAUGGAUAAUGUGGAGUUUGAGGUAGUAGGAUUUCCGUGGCAGAAGUUAUGGCAGGUUCCUGGAAAAGUAAAACUUCUUAUUUGGAGUGUGAUGUGUGAUGCUCUCCCUUGCAAGACAAAUCUCAAACGGAGACAUUUGGAGAUUGAUGAGAUUUGUCUGGUAUGUGGUUUUGACAAUGAAACUGCACUUCAUAUUUUGUAUGACUGUCCUUGUGCAAAGUCGUGUCGGUUGCUGUCAACUGUGAGAUGGAAGAUAAUCAGUUCUUUUCAUGAUUGUCUUACUCGGAUUCUGACUGAUAUGCAUUCCAGUAGUCAUGAAGAAUUUUUUAUGUUGAUUUGGAGCUUAUGGUCUCACAAAAAUGAGGUCUUGUGGCAGAGACAUUUUCAAAAUCCUAAUUACGUGUUAAGUCAUGCACAUGCCGUGCUUUAUGAAUGGAAGGCAACAAGGAAUAAUGACUCUAUGAUUUCCAAAUGGGUUAUUCAGCAUCAACAGGAUAAAAGGAGUUGGAAGGCCCCCAUGCCAGGUUCCAAAUGGGUUAUUCAGCAUCAACAGGAUAAAAGGAGUUGGAAGGCCCCCAUGCCAGGUUUAUAUAUAUGCACUAUUGACGUGGCAAUCUUACCCAAUGAAGCGUAUGGCAUCAGUAUGAUUAUAAGAGAUUGUCAUGGUCAUUCUUGA
Messenger RNA from Jatropha curcas, 735 nucleotides. NCBI's taxonomy places the organism in Eukaryota, Viridiplantae, Streptophyta, Magnoliopsida, Malpighiales, Euphorbiaceae. The record is from RefSeq and is a predicted model, not a curated record.